This is a messenger RNA of Paramecium primaurelia, 252 nucleotides long. The record is from the annotation of a GenBank genome assembly. NCBI's taxonomy places the organism in Eukaryota, Ciliophora, Oligohymenophorea, Peniculida, Parameciidae.
AUGCUUGACAACUACUUACGAAUCAUCCUAAUAGAUUUUGGUUUUGCUGAUAUUGUAGAUAAUAAAAAAAAGUAUAUCAAAAAUUGUGGAACACAGAAGUAUAUGUCACCAGAAUUACGGAUUUAGGAAAAAUAUAUACAAUCAAAUUUGUUGAAAAAAUGUGACAUUUUUGCUCUGGCUGUUCUAAUAUUUAUUUUGUAUUAUGGAUUCCCUCCAUUUUCUGAUAUCUCCUUAUUGGCAGAUUAUUUAUGA